GGUGGCUUACCAGGAAGUUGUGGGUUUAAAAUUAAUCAGCUGAGCGGCUGCUUUCUCGCUUUGGGUCACGGACACGUCGCUAGUUGUGUACAGUGAACCGCUGGGUUCUUCCACGGCUGUUCAGUUUUGGGAGCGGGGAGGAUAUCCGAUAAAGGAGAAACGGACGUGCAGAGGGCCGUUCCCGGUGAUGCUGUGAAACGUUGCAUGAAAUGAACUUUGCGGAGCAGGUGGGACUUGAUUAUGCUUGCCUUAAAUGACUGAAAUGGACCCCGAAGAGUUGGAACUGCUAAAUGACUACCGGUACAGGAACUAUGCUUCUGUGAUUGAAAAGGCACUGAGGAAUUUUGAAUCAUCCAGUGAAUGGGCUGACUUAAUCUCUUCUCUAGGCAAGCUAAAUAAGGCCUUACAGAGUAACUUGAAAUAUUCUCUGCUACCCAAGAGGCUUAUCAUUGGAAAGAGAUUAGCUCAAUGCUUGCACCCUGCUCUACCCAGUGGAGUUCACCUCAAAGCACUUGAAACAUAUGAGGUCAUAUUUAAAAUCAUUGGGACGAAAUGGCUAGCCAAGGACUUGUUCAUUUACAGUGCUGGUCUUUUCCCACUGCUUGGCCAUGCAGCAAUGUCUGUGAAACCAGCCCUGUUAGCCCUUUAUGAGAAAUACUAUCUUCCACUUCAAGCAUGUCUCCUCCCAAGCCUUCAGGCAUUCAUCACUGGGUUGUUACCUGGGUUAGAAGAAGGUUCAGAGGUCAAUGAAAGGUCCCAUGUUUUGCUUCAGAAGCUGUCCCUAGUGGUGGGACAGAAUGUUUUUUAUACAGCUUUGUGGGGCAGUGUCUUGAUCAACCCACAGAUUCGUCUACCUGCAUCACUCUUUGUCGUCAGCCAUAUUGAAAAAGCGGUACCAGGAAAGAAGCAGAAUUACCUUCUAGGAACAGGUUACAAACUAACAAUAAAAGCUCUGUGCUCAGCUGUUCAGGAUUCCAACGUCCUUGUGCAAAGAAACAUACUGGAAAUUAUUUUGUUCUUUUUUCCCUUUUACACUUGCAUGAAUUAUGAAGAAGGGUGUAUUCCAUUGAGCAGAGAUGAGAUGGUUGACAUUGUUUCGGCAGCUACCCUGACUGUACUUAGAAGAGAUAUGUCACUGAACAGACGUCUUUAUGCAUGGUUUUUGGGAACAGAUAUUAAGGGUGGUAUUGUUGCCCCAGAUCCGUCAGUAUCAGCUACUAUUGAAGAUCAUGCUGCAUUUUACUUCGACACAUACUCAAGAAAGUUUUUGAUACAGGCAUUAAUCAAUAUAAUGAAACAGCAAGUUGUAGAAACUGAAUCUAACACUGGACCCCAUACCUACCUGAAACCUUUUCGAAUCAUGAUCAGCCUGUUAGACAAGCCAGAAAUAGGUCCUCAAAUAACUGGAGAUCUGCUUUUGGAAUUUAUAAGAGCAUUUUAUGCAUAUUGUAAAGAUAUACUGGGAGAUGAUUUUCUUCUGGCAUCCAGUCAUAGUGGAAGUUAUAUUUCAAGCAAGAUUAAAGAAAAUAAAACUGCUUCAGAGAUCAUCAAGACUGUUAACUUACUGAUUGCAUCAUUAAGUACAGAGUACCUUUGGGACUACAUGUCAAGAUGCUUUGAAUCCAGUGUCAGAAUGAGUAGUUCCAGAGAUUCUGGUGCAUCAGAGUUUACAGUCCUAAACCCUUCUGUAUCAGAACUGUCAACUCUUAUAAUAUUUCUCUUGGAUGUCAUUCCUUUGGAGUUAUAUUCAGAAAUUCAGACUCAGUAUCUCCCACAAAUGCUGAAUAAUAUGUUGCAUUGUAUCCUUGAACACAUUGAUGAACUCAGCCUGCCAGAACUAACCAAUGGAUUAAAAGCUUGCUUCAAAGUGCUAAACAAGAUUCAAAUGCCUGUUGCAUACAUGGACUUAGAAUUAGAUUCGGAGAGACAUAUUGAGCAGGAGCUUGCAGUUGUAAAAGAGAGCCUCAGUGCAGUAGUGCAGAAGGUGGAGGAAGAAGCAAUCAAGGAGAAUGAAAAUGAGAUUGGUGAUGUAGAACUUAUUCCAGACUCUCCAUAUCUUCCACUGCGUUCAGAGGAUAGUGGCAUUGGUUUAAGUGCAUCUCCCUCACAGCAUUUCCAGCUUGAUAGUAAUAAUAGCGUGACAGGAGGAGGAAUCUGCCCAGAGAGUGAUAAUGUGUGGAGGAAGGGAGGCAGUGUUGAGAGUAUGACCCAAUGUACUCAGAAGAUUCUUGCUGCCUUCAUUAAUAGGUAUUUGCUCUAUCCUGUGGAUGAAGACAAAAAACAGAUUGAUAUUGGCGGCCGGAACAAGAAGACAGCUGUUGCCAAGAAAGGCUGGGACACUGGGCAGAUUGCCAUGCAAAAGCUGACAGAUUUUUUUACAAUUGGCAAGCCAAUGCAGUUUAUUCUAACUGAUGAGAAAAAGGGGACCAGUGCAGACAGGGAGUGGAGUAGCCAAAACGAGUUAUGCGACAGAAGAGAUGUCUCUGAAGAAAGUCGCCAGGCAUUCAGUGCAGCAUGCCAACUUAUGUUGGAGUGCAGCACUUUCCCAGUUUACCUUUCUGAGGAGGAAACCGAUUCUUUGUACACUAGUGUGUUCCAAGAAACUGGUAAUGGUGAAGCAGGACUUACUGUCUGGCUCAAAUCUUUGAUGGCACUCUGUUGCUACGUUAUGGAUUAUCACAUUCAAAAUGUAGCCAUUUCUACCCUCCUGGAGCUGGUCAACCACUCCCAGUCAUUGGCACUGGUUAUAGAAGAUAAGAAGAAUCGAUAUAAAGACUCUGAAAAUAAUCCUUUCUAUGGAAGGCUGCAAAUGGUUACCAUUCCGCCCAUUGGUUCUGGAGAUCUUAAGGUUAUUGCAGGGAAAACUGACUUUUACCAGAGAGUUGCUCAUGUGCUGUGGAAUGAGCUUAACGUAGAAAACCAGGAACAUCACAUUACUUCUGUGGAGCUCUUCUACAAAUUACACUGCCUAGCUCCCAUGGCCAGCAUCUGUGAAGAUAUAAUUUGUCUUGCCCUGCUUCACAGAGAUAAGGCUUACAGAAUAGAAGCAUUGUUUAGGUUCUCAGUAUUGUGGCAUUUAACAAGGGAAAUUCAAGGCAACAGAACCACUUCACGCAAUCGGUCUUUUGAUCGGUCCUUGUUCGUAGUUCUUGAGAGCCUCAAUUGUCAAGAUGGUGCCAUUAGUGCCACAGCACAGGGCUGGCUAGUUCGUGCCUUUUCUCUUAACGAUGUGGUACGAAUCCUAGAGCCAGUGGUGCUUCUGCUGCUUCAUCCUGGAACUCAGCGCUCUUCCAUUCAGUGUGUAAAACAAAAUUUAACAGUAGGAAAUUUAAAGAUCCUGAACAGCAAACAUGAAACUUUCUGUAAAAAACUGGAGAGUCCAUGUGAUGAUGAUUCAAGCUUGACAGAUGACAGUAUUUUAAUCAGGAUGACAACAGUGGACAGGGAAGCUCUCUGGACAGAAGUGGAAAGUAUUCCAGAAACCAUAAAAAUUGGCACACCACUUCAGCAAAGAAAAUGUACAGCAAGAUCACAAAUGGAAAAGAAUGAAGAAAAUGAAGAGGAAAGUGAGCAUACAGAAUCGGCAGACACCAGUAUGGGCCACCCAUCUUCAGACAACACAAGUUCCACUUCUGCUCCUUACUUACAGCAUCCACUUUCAGAGAGCAGUGUUGAUGAAGAAGAUGGAAGUAGCAAAGUAUUCUUAAAAAGAGCUGUGAAUGAAGUCAGCCCUGUUUAUAGGGCAGAUUCUGAGAAAACACAGGCUUCAGAGUCAUUUUCAAGUGAUGAGGAAGACACAGAGCUGGAAGCUAUGGCCCGUGCAAAGCUUUUGAAGCAACAAAAGGAGAAGAGAGAGAUGAUCAAUUCUAUGUUCAAGCAUGUGCUGUUGUAUUUUGAACCAUAUGACUCUAAAAAAGUUCUUUAUGCUUUUUCAGUUUUAGAAUCCGUUCUCAAGACAAACCCAAAGGAGUUUGUAGAGGCCAUCUCUACUACAGCUCUGGACACGAGUUCUACAGCUCACUUGAACCUAAUUUAUAACUUACUUGCAAGGCACCAGGAAGCACUGCUUGGCCGUAAUUUUUAUGGGCAGUUGGAGGCUCAGUCACCAGUCUCAUAUCCCUAUUCACUACUUAUUGAGCUUUUUACCUACCUAUGCUUAAGUUUUCUACGGUCAUACUAUCCAUGUUAUUUGGUAAUUGGACACAAAGACCUCUUGGGCAACAGAGAUGUUCAGGUGAAAAGUGUAGGGGUGCUAAUACGACUUAUGCGUCAGCUGGUAUCUGUUGCCAAAUCUCAGGAUGUGAAAAGUCAGGACUUGAUUCGAAAGUUGCUAUCUCAUUGUGAAGUGCAGGAGUAUGUGCUCCUUUCUCUUUCAGCUUCUAUGUACAUUAACCAGAAGGGUGUUACACAUGAAAGAAAUAAUGACCUCUUAGAAGAUGGCUUAUCGGAAGAAAGUCUCAUCAACUUUGGCCAGGAUCAGAUCUGGAGUGAACAUCCUCUUCAGAUUGAGCUGCUGAAGCUACUGCAGGUCCUGAUUGUUUUGGAGUACCACUUAGGAGGAUCAUGUGCUGAGGAACAAGAUGGAUCCUCCCCUUUGAGCAGAGAGUGGCAAAGUAUUCUUCAAUUCCAGCAAUCCAUCAAUGCCCUACAGUAUGUGAAAUCACAUCCAAUAACUUCACAAGGGAUUUUUGUCUCAGCAGUAAUGAGGGCUCUUCAGCCUCAGUAUGGCUAUGGAAUGCACCCGCCAUGGGUCAGCUUGGUUACCUCUUCACUACCAUAUUUAGGGAAAUCCCUUGGAAUGACUGUGGCUCCUUUCAUCUCUCAAAUCUGCAAGAAUUUGGAUGACUUAGUAAAACAAUAUCAAAAUGAAUAUUUGAAUUUAUCAAGCUCAUCUGGAAGGAAAGAAAAUAUUGCACCAGAUUAUCCUUUGACACUGCUAGAAGGUCUUACUACAAUUACUCAUUUUUGUCUUUUAGAGAAUGCAAGUUUACAGAGAAAGCCUUCUUCAAAGAUUGACCCUGCCAGCCUUCGUAAUGCCAGGAACUCCAUCAUGGAGGAACUGCCCAAGAUCAUGAAUUCUAUGUCACUGCUCUGGGGUGUCAUUAGGAAAGAGGAAUCUCAAAAGAAGCUCACAGAUAUUUCUCUAGGCAUGAACAAAGGAUCCUCGUCUUCAGUAUACUUUAAAACAACCAAAAUACUCCGGCAGAAGAUACUUGAUUUUUUGAAUCCUCUCGCAGUACAGCACGGCUUAGCCCUUAUGGCAUCAGUUGCAAAUGUAUGGAACAACAGAGGAAGUCGGAAGAAUCGAAAUAAAAGCAAGAUUCUGCUCUCACCUAGCGAGUCACAACUGACAAUUGUAGAGCUCAUGAAAUCGCUCAGCUCACUGAGGACGGACAGUAUUCUACAGUUAAUUAGAGAAGUUGUUAAAAAACCAGCCCAAAUGAAAUUAGAACAGAAGUCUUCCUCACUUGUGGACAUCCCAGUGUUGCAGUUUGGAUACGCUUUUGUGCAGAGUAUUUCUGCCACAGCUUUACAAGAUAAUUUUUCUUCCGUCAUCAGCCUUCUAAAAGAAUCAAUGCAGUUAAAUCUUGCACCUCCUGGGUAUUUUCUGCUUUUUGGAAUUCUGAAUGAUGUUGUAACAAGGCUUUCCAAUCUUGACAGUAAAAAAGAUCAAAAGGAUUUACAGGACGUGACCCAAAAGGUUCUGGAGCUAUUAGGCAAUGUUGUAGGGUCUUCCUUAGAGCAAACAAGUUGGCUUAGUCGAAACCUGGAAGUGAAGGCUCAACCUCAAGUUACUAUGGAUGAAGAACAUGACCCUGAUGCAGAUUUGUAUGAUUCAGCUGUGCAGGUUCCAGCAGUGGUAUCGUCUUCAGUACCAUCUAUCUACAGCAUUCAAGCCUUGACUUUACUAGCCGAGAUUUUGUCUCCCCUUCUUGAUAUGGUGUACCGUAGUGAUGAAAAAGAAAAAGCAGUACCUCUCAUCUCUCGACUUUUGUAUUAUGUUUUUCCCUACCUUAAAAACCAUUGUGCUCACAAUAUUCUGAGCUUUCGAGCCAGUGCCCAGCUCCUUAGCAGCCUUAGUGGAUAUGCCUACACAAAGAGAGCCUGGAAGAAGGAGGUCUUUGAACUCUUCGUGGAUCCUCAAUUCUUCCAAAUGGAUGCUUCCUGUGUCACACAUUGGAGAUCCAUCAUUGACCACCUCUUGACCCAUGAAAAAACAAUGUUCAAAGAUAUUAUGAGUAUGAACAGCAGUUCACUAAAAAUGGUUGCCAAUAAUGAGCAGAAGGCAAUGUUACUCAAGCGCCAAGCUUUUGCAAUUUAUAGUGGAGAAUUGGACCAGUACCAUCUAUUCCUGCCACUUAUCCAAGAGCGAUUGACAGAAAGCCUCCGAGGGAGUCAGACAUCUUUAGUGUCGGCCCAGAUGUUUCUUGCUUUCCGGGUUUUGGUACUGCGUAUUUCUCCUCAGCACCUGACAUCUCUUUGGCCUAUCAUGGUUACAGAACUGAUCCAAGUUUUUAUACAAUUAGAGGAGCGCCUAGAUGAAGAGGAGAGUUUAAGGAAUUACAGGAAUGCAAAUAAUCAGAAGAACCGCGUUGUAAAUGGCCAUUUGUUGUCAUUUGUUCAGACCGAAUUAUACUUGUAUCUGUCAGCUUGUAAAUUUCUGGACACAGCCCUCUCCUUCCCUCCAGACAGAAUGCCUUUGUUCCAGAUGUACCGCUGGGCGUUUGUGCCAGAAGUUGAUACUGAAAUGCAUAAGAAUGUCACCAAUGAUGCUGUGGUGGUCUAUCAGGAAUGCAAACCUCAUAUCACCAGAAUUUUGGAGCGUCUCAAUAGAAUAUAUGGGGAACAGAAUGGAAUUGGCGAGAUGAAUUGUUCAACCCUUUGGGAAUUUCCACUUUUGAGUUUUCAGCACAUUUCCGACAUCACCCAGCUGAUUCCAUUCCUCAGGAUUCUCAACUGCACCUUCAUGACGGGCCAUGAACAGUGCCAAAAGGGUGACUCCCAGCCCGUGUGUGCUGUCAGUUACCCAGCAUCCAAUAGUGAGGCAGUCCUGAAAAAACUGGAAGACAGUGUUGAGCAGGAAUUUCUAGAAAGCAUGGAUGCUUAAGCUUUCAUAAAAAUUAACUUCGGCGUAUUCUGUUCUAGCCAUCUCUGCAAGCAGCCACUAUGCCUUUUUGAUUAUUUUUCCUAAUCCUCUGGAAUGAUGUGAAUUAAAUGUGGUAAUAUUUAAUAUUAAGCUCACAAUUCUUUUGCACAGCCUGGUCACCCGAUUUCAUCUUAUCCAAAAAAUAAAGAUAGCUAAUUUUUAGUACUUAAUUGUAAUUUUAUUUUCAAUAUAAUUAUACAACUUUUUUGCUUGAACAAUUCCAUUUUGUUUUUAGAAGCCUCUAAUAUCAUCUCCAAGCCUUAGGGUAUUACUGUGGACUACACUUGAGCCAAAUAGGUCUCCAGUGUACCCAGCAUCUCAUUGCAUCUACUGCUUACUAUGCUGAAAAUAAAAGUGACGGGAUCAGACUAGGAUCCAGCAAGCAAUGAAUGUAUUAAAAGAAAAUGCUUUUAAGGGUAAACACAGCCAGCCUCUUCUCAACAAUAACCUUGCAUGAUCACGAAAUUGCAAUCCACCAUAAAAACACUCCUCUUUGAAACAUCUUUUUGAAACCCAUGCAAAUAUGUAUUUGUACACCAUCUUUGCAGCUUUUGGUGAAAUUUACAGAGGAUGCAUUAGAGAUGCCACUGUUUGAGUACCGUCAUUUACCUUUACAGCAUUGGGACAGGUGACGGCUCCCCACAGCAGCUUCUGAAAAUAGUCAAUGGGUACGAAAUGUUCAGUAUUGUACAAAAACUGUGGCUUACAUCUUGCAUAUAUGUGAAGCAUCUUCUUUGGUAUUCAGGGCUACACUUUCUUAAUCAAAUAUGUACAAGGUAGACUGAAUUAGCUGAUAUUUUCAGUACUACCAGAAAGAAACUCCUCAUAAUGCAAUACCUGAAAGAUGCCCUAAGUGACCGAGCUGGUCAGAACUGCUCACAGUAACUCGCUCAGCCAGUAAGCCGGUGACCUUUUGCUGGCUGAUUUCCUGCUCACUUGGAUGUUUCUAAUGGUUGAAGUGUAUAAAAUUAAUUUCUUCUCCCUCAAUUUCAUAUUAUUAUAAAUUAAAUACUUUUAAAUUUGUGUCGUUAGGAAGAGACCCCUUCACUUAUAAUUGUUUACUAUAACUAUAAGUAAAUACGUCUUUGGCCAUUUCACUCAAAACCUGCUGGUGGCUACAACAUCCGUUGUGAAUGAACUGAAAGAUUUCUGGUUCAUUUUAUGAAGUUUCAACUUAAAAUCACCACCAAAGUCAUUUUCACUUCAUUGGUAAUUUAAGACAUUUUUUUCUGCUUUCAGCAUAGAGGGACUGUGCGCUGGCUGUCGAGCUGUACAGGUUAAGGUGCCAUUACUUUUUUUUUAAGGAAGAAAAUCAUCUGUAAUUCUUUUCUUUAUAGAAUUCUGUUACUUAAUUCCAAAUGAUUGUAAAGAAUACAUUUAGGGUUUAAAAAGGUUUGCUCAUGACAUAAUAUAUGCCUCCUGUAAAUAUAUUUUGUGCUUGUGACAAUAAAAAAAAUAAAAUUCUCCAAUUCCUU
Molecule: messenger RNA, 8622 nt
Organism: Erpetoichthys calabaricus (reedfish)
Lineage: Eukaryota; Metazoa; Chordata; Cladistia; Polypteriformes; Polypteridae
Gene: dop1b
Product: DOP1 leucine zipper like protein B
Exons: 38
Coding region: 254-7108 (2284 amino acids)
Biological process (GO): Golgi to endosome transport
Cellular component (GO): trans-Golgi network; endosome
Source: RefSeq, a predicted model, not a curated record